Molecule: messenger RNA, 2079 nt
Organism: Trifolium pratense (red clover)
Lineage: Eukaryota; Viridiplantae; Streptophyta; Magnoliopsida; Fabales; Fabaceae
Product: probable xyloglucan 6-xylosyltransferase 3
Exons: 2
Coding region: 444-1799 (451 amino acids)
Biological process (GO): xyloglucan biosynthetic process
Cellular component (GO): endosome; membrane; trans-Golgi network
Molecular function (GO): hexosyltransferase activity
Source: RefSeq, a predicted model, not a curated record
ACACACAUCUCAAAUUAAUAAAGUAGGAUUUAGCUUUGACCAAAAAUAGAGAAAAACCAAAAGCAAUAGUAGUUAGUUUUUGGUUUGGAGCUGUGUAGUUAUUGGUUUUGUUCUUACCAGCCGGCGGCACAAGGAAACAAAACACACACGCACAAAAAAAGAAAAAAAAAAUGAAUACUACUAGAAAGUCGGUGUUUGUACAAAUGUGUUCGUAAUUUACCUGAUCCAUCCAUCAUCACUUUUCUCUUCUCUUUUCUUUUGUUUACACACACACACACACACACACACACACACACACAUGCUCCUUUCUCUCAAUUCAUAUCAUCAUCAUCAACCCUAAAUCAAACCUUUAACACCACCACCACAACAUAAAAACACAACACACAUACACAUAUUCUUACACACAAACAAAAAACAAAGAAAACAAACAUAGUGUUUUUAAAAUGGGGCAAGAAAACAACUUAGCACAAAAGAGAACAACAAGCACAGGAGGAUUACCAACAACAACAAUAACAUCAUCAUCAAGAAACCGAACACUGCCACGUGGACGUCAGAUCCAGAAAACAUUCAACAACAUAAAGAUCACAAUUCUCUGCGGUUUCGUAACUAUUCUCGUCCUACGUGGCACUAUCGGUGUCAAUCUCGGUUCAUCUCAAAACGACGCCGUUAAUCAGAACGUAAUCGAAGAAACUAACCGUAUUCUCGCUGAGAUCCGAUCCGAUUCCGAUCCCAGUGAUCGGAAUCAAACCGAAACGUUUCUUAGUUUGAAUGAAACUUAUGCGCUUGGUCCUAAGAUCCGUAAUUGGGAUACGGAGAGAAAAAAAUGGUUAACUGAUAAUCCUGAAUAUCCUAAUUUUGUUAGGGGAAAACCUAGAAUUUUGCUUCUUACUGGUUCUCCUCCUAAACCGUGUGAUAAUCCUAUUGGUGAUCAUUAUCUUUUGAAAUCUAUCAAGAAUAAGAUUGAUUAUUGCAGAUUGCAUGGAAUUGAAAUUGUGUACAACAUGGCUCACUUGGACAUGGAGCUUGCAGGUUACUGGGCCAAACUGCCCAUGAUUCGGAGGCUCAUGUUAUCACACCCUGAGGUGGAAUGGAUUUGGUGGAUGGACAGUGACGCAUUCUUCACUGACAUGGUGUUUGAGCUUCCCAUGAGUAAAUAUAAUGAUUAUAAUCUGGUUCUUCAUGGGUAUCCUGAUUUGUUGUUCGAGCAGAAUUCUUGGAUUGCAGUGAACACAGGGAGCUUUUUGUUUCACAAUUGCCAGUGGUCCUUGGAUUUACUCGAUGCUUGGGCCCCUAUGGGACCCAAAGGCCCGAUUCGGGAGGAGGCUGGGAAGAUUUUGACAGCAAAUCUCAAAGGAAGGCCGGCGUUCGAGGCUGAUGAUCAGUCGGCGUUGAUAUAUCUAUUGUUGUCUAAGAAGGACAAAUGGAUGGAAAAGGUGUUUCUUGAGAAUUCUUUUUAUUUGCACGGUUAUUGGGCUGGGUUGGUUGAUCGGUACGAAGAGAUGAUGGAGAAGUAUCAUCCAGGAUUAGGGGAUGAGAGGUGGCCUUUUGUGACACAUUUUGUGGGGUGUAAGCCUUGUGGGAGUUAUGGAGAUUAUCCAGUGGAAAGAUGCCUUAGUAGCAUGGAGAGGGCUUUCAAUUUUGCAGAUAAUCAAGUGCUUAAGCUCUACGGCUUUAGGCACCGUGGAUUGUUAAGCCCUAAAAUCAAGCGGAUCAGGAAUGAGACGGUAACUCCUUUGGAGUUUGUAGACCAGUUUGAUAUACGAAGGCAACAUACAAGCAGCGUGGAAUCAAGAAAUUAGAGCAAGGUUUCAAAUUGCAAUUGCAAUUUUUGAUAUUAUGAUUGUUAAUUGCAGUCAAUACAGCCUCAAUUGCUGUCACGACACUAGAGAAACAUUGAUAUUUGAUUACAACUGAAACAUUCAUGAUGCGGGGGUUAUAGAAUGUAAUUUAAAACCACGAGGAAAGUAACAUGUUUGGGAUGGUGAUGCUAUAGGCAAUAAUUAUAAGUGAGAUAUGAUAUGGAGACGGUGGACAUGUAACUUUUUCUUUUUUGUUAUGUUGUCUUGGUAAGUUAAAUCA